CUGACCAACAUCCGAGUCGAGGAAGAGAAGAAGAAGAGAGCGCGGUGAAAGUAUAAACAGAAGUGAGACGGCCGUUUAUGAUGCUCCAAAGCUGGGUAAUUCAUGACUUUAUGACACUCUGAAGACGCAGCAAACUGGAGGAAUUACAGCAGGAGAGACAACUGACAUAGUAAAGAUGGAGAUUAAAGAAGAACCCUGCAGAAUAAAAGAGGAAGAGACAGAGGAACUAAUAGACCAGACGGAGGGGAAUGAAGACAAACAGCACCAGUCUAAAAAUCCUCAACCAUUCACAGGUGAAAGUUCACAAAUAAAAACCGAACAGAAUUACACUGAGAAACGAGAUCGAAAAAUUGGAGCCAAAGGAUCUUUCUCCUGCUCUGAAUGUGGAAAGGUUUUCAGAAUCGAAUCAUGGCUUAAACGACACACACUGACGGUUCACGCUGGAGAAAAACUGUUCAAAUGCACGCCGUGUGGAAAGAGUUUCAUAGAGGAAGCCAAGCUGGAGUCACACCUGAAGAGUCACACUGCAAACGGAUCAUUUACCUGCACUGAGUGUGGAAAGAUCUUCAAAAGUAAAGACAAGUUAAACAACCACAUGGGGAUUCACAAUAACGAAAGACCCUUCAGCUGCUCUGUGUGUGGAAAGAGUUUCAAGACUAAAAACAGCUUAAGCCAGCAUCAGCGUAUUUACUGUGAAGUGAAGCCGUUGAGCUGUGAUCAGUGCCAUAAAACAUUUCUUACGAGAUCACAGUUAAAAUCACACCUUAAAGUUCACUCUAGAGAGAGACCUCAAGUUUGCUCUUUGUGUGGGAAGAGUUUCUUAUGUCGGAAUAGCUUAAUCGCGCACGAGCGUAAUCAUGCUGAAGUGAAGCCUCAUGUUUGCUCUUUGUGUGGGAAGAGUUUCUUAUAUAUGAAUAGGUUAAAGGAGCACGAGCUUAUUCAUACUGGAGUGAGAUCGCAUGUGUGUCCACACUGCGGGAAGAGCUUUAGUACAACGAGGAACUUAAGAAAGCACCAGAUUGUUCACGUCGAGGUGAAUCCGUUCUCCUGCACUCAGUGUGGAAAGACUUUCAGAAAUAAAAGAUCUGUUAAAAAUCAUCUGAUCGCUCACGCUGGAGUGAAGUCGUUCAGCUGUGAUCAGUGCGAUAAAACAUUUAUCCGUGCAUCAUACUUAAAGCAACACCUUAAAGUUCACGCUGGACUGAAGCCUCACGUUUGCUUUACGUGUGGAAAGAGUUUUUUAUCCCUGCCAUGUUUAAAGCGUCAUCAGCUAAUUCACACCGGAGAGAGACCGCACGUGUGUUCAGACUGCGGGAAGAGCUUCAGGACAUCAAACUACUUAAAAAAACACCAGAGGAUUCACACAGGAGAGAAGCCGUACUCGUGCGCUCAGUGUGGAAAGAGUUUCAGAUGCACGAAGAAUCUAAAACUGCAUCAGCGCUCUCAUUCUGGAGAGAAGCCGUUCAGCUGUGAUCAGUGCGAUAAAACAUUUGCUUGUCCAUCAAACCUGAGUAAACACCUUAAAGCUCAUGCUGCAGGACGGGUGUGUUCAGACUGCGGGCAGAGCUUUCGUACAUCACCCGAAUUAAAAACACACCAGAGGGUUCACACUGGAGAGAAACCGUAUCAGUGUUCACACUGCGAGAAGAGUUUCGUUCUUUCAAAAAGCCUGAAACUUCAUGAGAGAGUUCAUCUAUGCUCGUCCAGUGGAUAGUUUCAUACAGCUCAGACUGAUGGCUGAAGGUCUGGAAGUUUUUAACACCUUUUAACUUUUUUUUUUUUUUUUACUUUUAACACUUUAAAGGAUCAAGGACCGCCCAUUAUGUUACAGGUUGUUUUUAAUAACGUGGUUUUGGUGAGGUGCGAAAUUCAGAUGGAGGCCAGGAAGUAAAAAAAUGAAUGGGAGACACAGAGGAAAGUCCGUAUUUUUGCCAUUUAUACCAUAUUUCAAAGGAGAUAUAAAUAGAAAAUAUCCACGUAUGUUGGGCAUGAUCCUUACACUGCAUCCGGAAUUUAUAGAUAGCGCUUCACUUUUUCCACAUGUUUCAGCCUUAUUCCAAAAUGGAUUAAAUUCGUUUAUUUCCUCAACAUUUUACACACAAUCCCCCAUAAUGACAAUGUGUAAAGAGUUUUUGAAAUUGUUGCAAAUUUAUUACAAAUAAAAAAGCUGAAUAAUCUCAUGUACAUCAGUAUUCACCGCCUUUGGCGUGAAGCUCUAGACUGAGCUCAGGUACGUUCUGUUUCCACUGAUCAUCCUUGAGAUGUUUCAGCCGCUUCAUUGGUGUACACCUAUGAUCAAUUCAAUUGAUUGGACAUGAUGUGAAAAGGCAUACACCUGUCUAUAUAAGGUCUCAGGGUUGACAGUGCAUGUCAAAGCACAAACCAAGCAUGAAGACAAAGGAACUGUCUGUAGACCUCAGAGACAGGAUUGUCUCGAGGCACAAGGCUGGGGAAGGUUACAGAAACAUUUCUACUGCUCUAAAAGUUCCAAUGAGCACAGCGGCCUCCAUCAUCCGUAAGUGGAAGAUGUUUGAACCCCACCAAGACUCUUCCUAGAGCUGGCCGGCCAUCUAAGCUGAGUGAUCGGGGAGAAGGGCCUGAGUCAGGGAGGUGAUCAAUAACCCCAUGGUCACUUUGUCUGAGUUCCAGCGUUCCGUUGUGGAGAGAGGAGAACCUUACAGAAGGACAACCAUCUGUGCAGCAAUCCUCCAAUCAGGCCUGUAUGGUAGAGUGGCCAGACGGAAGCCGUUCCCCACCUGGAAUUUGCCAAAAGGCAUCUCAGACCAUCAGAAACUAAACUCUCUGCUCUGAUGAGACUCAAAUUGAACUCUUUGGAGUGAACGCCAUGCGUUACGUUUGGAGAUAACCAGGCAGCGCUCAUCACCAGGCUAAUACCAUCCCUACAGUGAAGCAUGGUGGUGGCAGCAUCAUGCUGUGGGGAUGUUUUUCAGCAGCAGGAACUGGAAGACUAGUCAGGAUAGAGGGAAAGAUGAAUGCAGCAAUGUACAGAGACAUCCUGAAUGAAAACCUGCUUCAGAGUGCUCUUGACCUCAGACUGGGGCGACGGUUCAUCUUCCAGCAGGACAAUGCCUCAAAGCACACCGCCAAAAUAUCAAUGAAGUGGCUUCACAAUAGCUCAGUGAAUGUCCUUGAAUGGCCCAGCCAGAGGCCAGACCUAAAUCCUAUUGAACAUCUCUGGAGAGAUUUGAAAAUGGCUGCAUAUCAUAGCUUCCCAUCCAACCUGAUAGAGCUUAAGAGGUACUGCAAAAAGGAAUGGGCAAAAAUUAAAGUGACAUUUAAAGAUAUGAUGGUUUGUUCUGUUUGCUUGUUCUAAAUAUAUAUCAACAUUUUCUCAAAUACAUGCAUAAUAAAGGGUAUACACGCAUA
Messenger RNA from Danio aesculapii, 3387 nucleotides. RefSeq lists its product as uncharacterized. Lineage: Eukaryota; Metazoa; Chordata; Actinopteri; Cypriniformes; Danionidae. The coding region runs from base 176 to 1714 and encodes 512 amino acids. The transcript is spliced from 3 exons. Gene Ontology annotation, molecular function: zinc ion binding. The record is from RefSeq and is a predicted model, not a curated record.